Messenger RNA from Pochonia chlamydosporia 170, 1290 nucleotides. RefSeq names its product CFEM domain-containing protein. The coding region runs from base 1 to 1290 and encodes 429 amino acids. The record is from RefSeq and is a predicted model, not a curated record. The transcript has 8 exons. Lineage: Eukaryota; Fungi; Ascomycota; Sordariomycetes; Hypocreales; Clavicipitaceae.
AUGUUGUUCGCGAUAUGGGCUGUCCUGGCUUCGGUGGUAGUUGUGCCAGUUCUGGCUGAUACUUCUACGGGUUUAACGCUUCCUGCAUGUGCGGAAACUUGCUUUACGGAUGCAUUGAAGACUUCCGACUGCUCUGCCGGCAGGGUAGAGUGUCUCUGCACUGAUGCUGUGUUGUACGGAGAACUCGUUUCCUGUGCAAAGGAGAGUUGUAUGCCAAAGGAUACUCUGGUGACUCUUAAUACUACAUCUACUACUUGCCAUCUUCCCAUCCGUGACGAAAGACCGCCACUGGUUCGCAUGGCAAUUGCAUUUCUUAGCGUUACCAGUGUCAUAGUUGGUCUUCGUAUUUACCAACGCAUUUGGUUUCGUGCUGGGCUUAAUUCUGACGACCAUCUCAUCAUACUAUCCUAUCUUUGCGGGAUACCAAGUACUGUUAUUCUUAUCGUUGGGCUUGGGGGAAAUGGCCUUGGGCGAGACGUAUGGACCGUAUCCUUUGACCAGGUCACCAACUUUCUUUACUACAUGUAUAUAAACGAAGUGCUCUACUUUACACAAGUAUUCACAGUCAAGUUGUCCAUCCUCGCCUUUUACCUGCGCCUCUUCCCCGGAACCACAAUCCGCCGACUCAUCUGGGGCACCAUCGGCGUCACAUGCUCCUUCAUCCUCAUAUACGACUUCAUCACCAUCUUCCAAUGCCAGCCCGUGACCCACUACUGGCUAGGCUGGACUGGGGAACAAGAAGGACGCUGUCUCAGCGUCAACGCUCUCGUUUGGGCAAACGCUGCGUCGAGCAUCUUCCUCGACGCAUGGAUGCUGGGCCUUCCGCUAUCCCAGCUGAGAAGCCUACAAUUACACUGGAAGAAGAAGAUUGGCGUUGCCCUCAUGUUUAGCGUGGGAAUAUUUGUCACCGCCGUCAGCAUCCUCCGACUCCAGUUCCUCGUUCGGUUCGGAAGCUCCGCAAACCCGACGUGGGACAUGUAUCCAACCAGUUACUGGUCGUGUGUUGAGUUGAACGUCAGUGUAUGCUGUGCGUGUAUGCCGAGCAUGCGGCUUGUACUGGAGCGUUUGUUCCCGCGGAUGUUGGGCUCCACGAGGGAUAGACUGCAUGAUUCGCCGCCUAUAAGUCUGUCGAGGCAUCGACGUGCCAUUCGGAGUGCGGAUCCGGACCCGACCUCGAAGAUUAUACAGUCUAGGGAAUUUCAGGUUGAGUAUUUUACGGAUGGGGAGGGGUCAGAGGGGAGUAGGAAGGAGGUUUCGAGAUGGGAGACGAGUGGCCGGAGGGCUGGGUAA